GCCAAAUUAAAUUUCUAUUCAGGCGUGUUCUCCAGGAUGAAGAUACGCAAGUAAGGGUGAAGACCUGUAUCUGCUGAGAGGAGUCGAGCCCUGAGCUCGAGUUCAUCAGAGGCCUUCCCAGAUGAUGACAGUAAACAUGGAUGAUGGUCUACGUAAUGGAGGUAGACAGCACUGGAAUUCACAGGAUGACGAAGAGGCACUUAACUCCAUCAUGAAGGACUUGGCUGCCCUGAGAUGCUGUUACCAAGCCAACAGCAACAACACCCACAAAACCAAAAGUAGGACUCAGGCCUACAGACAGGACUUACGCGUGAAGCUGGAACAUGAGAGAGAGAAAAGGAUCAUCCCUUUCCAGCGGCCGCUCAGAUUUAAGGAGCUUCUGCAGAAGGUCACGGAAGCGUUCGGGCAGCAGAUGGAUCUGUAUUACACCGAUAAAGAGGCCCUGGUUGCUCUGAAGUGUCAGGAUGAUUUGGAUAAGGCAAUACUUAGUCUGGGCUCCUCUACCGGUACCAACGGAGUCCUUAGAGUGGUCCUAAAAACACCCAAAAACAACCAUUUUUUACAGGUGAGCGGCAGAGACAAACAGAGUGAAAUGAGGUCAUCCAGGUCGCUGGGCGAUCUGAAAGGCUCUCUGCUCAAAGGAUCUGACAGAGUGCGCAAACACUCCACAGGGUCUCUGCACACGGGCCGCACCUCUCCGCCCCCGGGCAGCGUUCCCGACGAGCAGCAGCAGAUCGCCCGUCAGGGCUCCUACACCAGCAUCCACAGCGAGGGAGAGUUCAUCCCCGAAACCCUCGACCCCAACGUGGAUCCUUUUGGGAGUGCUGAUGGCUCUUUAUCUAGCAGCUGUCAAUCAAUAGACCAAGCUUUAGACAGCCCGCCCUUCUCCCAGAACAACCGUGACAAUAAUUACCUGAACAUCAGCUAUGAGUACAAAGGUCGUCACGGGAAGCACGGGACGUUUCCACGGCAGUUCCAUUUGUCCAGCCGCAGUAAGGAUUACGGCGAUGGCCGUAGGACGUUCCCACGCAGUUUUAUGCCACAGGAGAACCUAUUCCAGUUGGUUCCGUCCAGUCGCACCCGCAGCUAUAACGGAGACAGCACCAUGCAGUACGGAUCAGACCUGCACACACUGGGCUGGUCCGAGAAGAGCUCACCGCUCAACACACCCAAGUCCGCGCGGGCCCCAGUAAACUGGAGGCAGGGGAAGCUUCUGGGCCGUGGAGCCUUUGGAGAGGUCUACCUCUGCUACGAUGCCGACACGGGCAGGGAACUCGCCGUCAAACAGGUGCCUUUUGACCCCGACUGUCAGGAGACCAGCAAAGAGGUGAAUGCAUUGGAGUGUGAGAUACAGUUACUGAAGAAUCUUCGUCAUGAGAGGAUCGUUCAGUACUACGGCUGUCUACGGGACCCAGAGCAAAGGAAACUCUCCAUAUUUGUGGAGUACAUGCCAGGGGGCUCUGUUAAGGACCAGCUGAAGGCCUACGGUGCUUUAACAGAGAAGGUGACACGCAGAUACACCCGGCAGAUUCUACAGGGUGUCCACUACCUGCACAGUAACAUGAUCGUGCACAGAGACAUCAAAGGCGCAAACAUUCUUCGUGACUCCUCAGGAAACGUGAAGCUGGGAGACUUCGGCGCCAGCAAACGCAUCCAGACCAUCUGCGUGUCCGGAACUGGCAUCAAAUCCGUCACCGGCACCCCCUACUGGAUGAGUCCGGAAGUGAUUAAUGGAGAAGGCUAUGGUCGGAAAGCUGAUGUCUGGAGCGUGGCCUGCACCGUGGUGGAGAUGCUUACCCAGAAGCCCCCGUGGGCCGAGUACGAAGCCAUGGCCGCCAUUUUCAAGAUAGCCACCCAGCCCACCAAGCCCAACCUCCCCGACAGCGUCUCCGACUCGUGUAGGGACUUCCUGCGGCAGGUGUUUGUGGAGGAAAAGUGGAGACCCACUGCAGAAGGGCUACUCAGUCACCCCUUUGUCCAAGGGGGCUUCUGAGACCUUCAAUCGAGCUUCCAGGGUCCCCCUUGGGGCCUCCAGAUACCCCAUGGGAAAGUCCAGUCCAGUCCAGUCCAGUCCAGCCCAGCCCACCGAUAAUCACCACUCUACCUUCCAGGGUUCAGAGGCACCCCUCUUGC
Messenger RNA from Chanos chanos (milkfish), 2133 nucleotides. It is a transcript of the gene map3k22, whose product is annotated as mitogen-activated protein kinase kinase kinase 22. Bases 122 to 1993 code for a protein of 623 amino acids. Gene Ontology annotation, biological process: protein phosphorylation. The transcript is spliced from 18 exons. Gene Ontology annotation, molecular function: protein kinase activity; protein binding; ATP binding. Lineage: Eukaryota; Metazoa; Chordata; Actinopteri; Gonorynchiformes; Chanidae. The record is from RefSeq and is a predicted model, not a curated record.